GUCAACCGGUCAGUGCGUUCGUCGGACCACCCUCGAUCGUCGCUGCCCCCCAAAACGAACAAAAGCGACGCGCUCCGCCACAGCCGAGACCCGGUAAAACUUCCGCCUGCUCUCCUCUCCUCUCCCCCGCCUACCUCCUCGGCUCGUCGACCACACCACCACGAGGCGUCGGUGGCGGCGGCGCCGCAAAACAUUUGGCUGGUUCGCCCGGCCGGGAACCACCGGCAGCUUCAGCUAUCUGCUUCCGCCGCAGCUACCAGGGCAUCGUUUGCUCCUUGACCAGCUCCGGGCGCAGAUAAGAACUGGCUUCGGAUAAAGGUCUCGGGGAGGCCACGGGAUUCGGCGCAUGGGGAGCUCCGCCAGCUGCCUGUGGGGCGGCUCCAAGUCGGGGCCAGGUCAAAAUGGUCUAGCGGCCACGGCGGCGUCUCCUCGUUCUGGCCAUGUAUUAUCAAGAUCCGGGCGAAAUAUACAAGUCUUCUCCCUAAAAGAGUUGAAAUCUGCCACACGGAAUUUUCACACGACGAACUGCAUUGGCCGUGGGGGUUUUGGACCAGUUUAUAAGGGAGACCUGAAAGAUGGCACCCAAGUUGCAAUUAAAAGGCUUUCAGCUGAAUCAAAGCAAGGAACUAACGAGUUCUUGACAGAGAUCGAUGUCAUAUCAAAUGUCAGGCACCCCAACCUUGUAAAGCUCAUUGGUUGCUGUGUCGAAGGGAAUAACAGAUUAUUGGUGUAUGAAUAUGCAGAGAAGAACAGUUUGUCAAAUGCUUUGCUUGGACCGAAGAGUAGAUGUAUCCCUUUGAACUGGCAAACAAGAGCUGCCAUUUGUACUGGAACUGCUUCUGGUCUUGCAUUUCUUCACGAGGAAGCACAACCACGCAUAGUCCACCGUGAUAUCAAGGCUAGCAACAUCUUACUUGAUAAGACGCUGGUUCCUAAAAUUGGAGAUUUUGGACUGGCCAAGCUUUUCCCUGAUGCCAUCACUCACAUUAGCACGCGUGUUGCGGGAACAAUGGGUUACUUGGCUCCAGAGUAUGCAUUAUUGGGACAGUUAACCAAGAAAGCAGACAUAUAUAGUUUUGGGGUGCUGCUUCUUGAAGUUAUAAGUGGUGAAAGCAGCAGCAAAUCGACUUGGGGGGAAGAUAUGCAUGUCCUUGUGGAAUGGACAUGGAAGCUGCGAGAAGAAGGGAGGCUUUUGGAAAUUGUAGAUCCGGACGUGGAAGAAUACCCAGAGGAGCAAGUACUUCGUUUCAUCAAGGUGGCACUUCUGUGUACCCAAGCAACAGCACAGCAGAGGCCAUCCAUGAAGCAGGUGGUCCAUAUGCUAGCUAAUGAAACAGAAAUUGAUCUUGAGAACGCCGUCCCGCCGGGUGUGCUGAAAGAACCCCGUCGUAAAAUGGGCAGUUUGGGGGAUUUGGCUCUGGACACGUCCUCGAGUCAGAGUACCAGAGCCAACGCGGCUGGGUCCUGCACCACACAGACCAGAGACAUGAACAGCUGUAAUUUUAGCACAACCGAGGUUUCACCUAGGUGAUGUGGUGGACCAACUUGCAAACUUGUUUGCCACCUUCAUCAGAUGGCUACACACUGCCAUGAGGUUUUGCUGCGUCGAGUGCCGACAAUGUUUUUUGUGAAACGGAAAAUUGCACAUAAUGUACUUGAAGCCCUGAUUCAGGAGGUAGACAUGAUGCUGAGGGGAGUAGCUGCGAUUUGCUGCUGUACAGAAUGUGCACUUCACUUUUUCAAAGGUUAACACACGUUAUUCUUUAGUGCUUGGUGUAGGCAUUGUGCGAACAUUAUGUCUUCGGAGCUUCCCAACAGAGGGCAGGAUAUGAGAAAGAUGCAGCAAGGAACAGACUGAACAGCUCCCGUAUAACCCUAGUCACUGAAUAGUCACAAUUUUAAUGUCGUAAGUUUACUUCUCUUCAUGUAGAGUGAACAUAUGUGUAGAAAUUAUGGUUAGUUUUGCAGACCAUUUAUACAUUGUACUCGUUCUUGGUGGGAUGUUACGGUAUAUAAUUUUUUGCUGGA
Molecule: messenger RNA, 2028 nt
Organism: Hordeum vulgare subsp. vulgare (domesticated barley)
Lineage: Eukaryota; Viridiplantae; Streptophyta; Magnoliopsida; Poales; Poaceae
Product: putative serine/threonine-protein kinase
Exons: 7
Coding region: 347-1531 (394 amino acids)
Biological process (GO): protein phosphorylation
Molecular function (GO): ATP binding; protein kinase activity
Source: RefSeq, a predicted model, not a curated record